GAGGGCGCCCUUGUCAUUCAACGUGUGUGUGUUGUUUUGACCAAAGAUGGCAGAUAGAUUGUUCUGACUCGAUGUCAUGUGUCUGUUGUCUUUCCUGCAUUUUGUUUUGUGCUGUGAGGUUUAUUUAUUAGCACAACACAGAUCCUUCUUCAAAGUUGAUUUCUUUCAUCGAACGAGCGACUGUUGGAAAUCCCGACUGUGUCCCAGUAUAGACUUGCUGUGAUUAGAUUGUCGGGAGCCAUGGACGUUUCAAAAGCCUACUUCCGUUUUGUGGUGUUAUUCUUCAACUGCCUGCUGACAUUUGGGACGUACUUCUGUUUUGACAUGCCAAGUGUCUUACAGGCAGUCCUGCAGGGGAAUAUCACUUGUGUGAAUACGACCAACACCAAUGCUAGUGAUGAUUGUGUGGAGGGACUCGGCAUGAACCCUGAUCAAUACAAUCUACUCUAUGCCAUCUACGCAUGGACGAAUGCAGUGGUUGUAAUUGGUGCAGGGUAUCUGAUUGACAAAUUUGGCAAUCCGGUGGGACUGUUCCUGUUUUCUGGCCUGUGUUUGAUCGGGUCUUGCACAUUUGCCGGGGGAGCAAUGUUGAAAGGAACCAGUGCCAUGUUUCCCGUCAUGCUCGUUGGACGUUUGAUAUUUGGAUCAGGAAACGGAUCAUUGACAAUUGUACAGAACCGCAUCACAGCCUACUGGUUCAGAGACAAGGAGCUCGCUCUUGCCUUCGGAAUCACUUUAACCUUCUCAAGACUGGGAAGUGUUUUGAAUUUCUUCUUGACCAAAUCUGUUGAGGAGAAAAUAGGACUGACGUGGGUGUUGUGGGGUGGAGCUUUUCUCUGCUUGUUCGGAUUCUUUGCAGCCCUUUUAACGAGCUGUCUGGAUACGUAUGGAGUACGCAAACAAGGACAGGAAGCCAAUAUGAAGCAAAGCUCCAGGAAACUUCGCUUCAGUGACAUCCGCUACUUCACCUUAUCCUACUGGCUGGUAACUCUCACUAUAAUGUUUUUCUACAAUGGUGUCUUCCCAUUCGUGGCUGAUGCAAGUAAGUUUAUUCGAGACAAGUAUGGUUACUCUGAGGAUUCACCAAUACCAGGCUACUUAGCUGGAGCAGUUUAUGACGUCUCACUUGUCUUGUCUCCAUUUCUUGGUGCACUCAUUGAUAUCAUAGGUAUGCGAGGUCUGCUGGCGCUUACAUGUGCACUGGCUACUAUUCCAGUCUUUGGCCUGCUAGCAUUCACUACAGUCUUUCCCCUUGUCUCGACCCUCUGGCUGGGCGUUACUUAUUCCUUCGCUGCUGCAAGUUUAUGGCCGUCCAUCCCUCUAGUGGUUACCCAGGCAACGGUUGGCACGGCAAUGGGUUUUGCAACCUCCAUUCAGAUGAUAGGGAUUGGGGUUUGCAAUCAGGUGAUCGGUGCUAUUUUAGGAGAUUCCACAGAACUUCCCCAUGAAGAGACAUUGAAACGCUGGAAGUACGUUAUGAUAUUCCUGUUUGCCAAUACACUGGCAUGUGUAGUUACAGCUCUACUUCUUAACAUCACGGACAAGAGACAGGGCCGGGUUCUGAAUCAGAGCAGAAGAGAACGCAAACGACGCAUGGCGAUGAUAGAGAGCUCCAUAGCGGAGGAUGAAUCAACUACUAACCCUUUGGUCAAUGAAACGGAACCCUUACUGUUUCCAUCAAUCAACUCAUCACCGACCGAAGUAAGACACGAUGGGAUCGUUCACAGAACCUAAGGAAAUCAUGACGUCACUGCAGGGGAUUAAGCAAUGCAUCUCAAAGAAGAAAAUGUGUGUAAUGUUUUGAGUGUGGAUCUUUUUACACCACAUUUUGUUACAGAGUCAUUUACUGUCUUGGUAAUUUUACUGAAUUUUAAUGUAGCAUUAUCCAUAGACUCCUUUGCAAAUUUUGUGUAAUAAUUUGUCGAAAUGGGAAUCUUUUUAUACCACAUUUUGGUACAGAGUCUUUGAGGGUGUCAAUGAUUUUACUGACUUAAAGCACUCUUCAGAAACUACUGCGGUGUAUAUUGGUCCGAGGUAUUAUCUAGACCAGCACGCACCUCAUUGUGCGUGUAACGCUCAUGUAAAAUGUAUAUUUGCGAAGUUGUCUAUUGAAAAUGUUUACCUGGCCAAAUGCUAGAUAAACACCACUAGAUAUCAGCUUUGUCUAACUAAUCUGGAUAGAUCACUGCUUAUGGAGGCCACUACAAUGUCGUUCACCACAGGCAUGAUAUUCUUCUUACUUUAGUCUGAUUUCCUAUUUGUUUGCCCUUUCAUUUCAUUUCAUUUAUUAAUUGGGAGAAAUCAGAAAAAUUGUGAAUUAAGAUGACCUGAAAUGUCUAUUAAAGCCUACAAACAUUGUUGGUCAGUCCUUGUACUUGAUAACAUGUUCCUACUUUUUUUUCCAUCCAAGGACAACAUGUCAUGCCUGGCACAAGUGUACAUGACAUGUACAGUUUCUAAACGGUCUGAAGUUUUAAAUCCCGGGCAAAUGCUAACUUUGAAAUGAAUCCUUACCAGUGACAACACUGGGGGACAAGUGAGACUUUAAGUGUAUGAGAUUUUAAUCAUUCUGAAGUUAGUAUUUUAAGUUCUUCUCUAGAGUACCAUCAUGACAUCACAAUAUCAUAAUCUUUUUUCUCUUGAAUGGAAACAAUUAUUUGUUCACCUUAAAAACAAAAGUUGUAUGCCAUCUUCAUCAGAUGAAUUAUCAUGUUUAUAAGUGUGACAUUAUUUUACUUUAAUAAUUCAUGGCAACUUCACACAAGCUGGUGCCCAAUCCGCAUGCUUGAACUUCGUACUAACAAUAUUACAAUUUGCAUGUACCAUAAUUUUUAGCCUUGGUACGAUUGGCAGCCAGUGUUAUGUCUCCGGUCUUGGUCUGGACCAUCAGGGCCCAGUGCUUAAGCACAAAAUGUAGCUAAGCACAACAAAAAAUAUGCUUAUCAGUAUAAAGUUACCAGCCAAAACACAAU
Asterias rubens (European starfish) is the source of this 2972-nucleotide messenger RNA. Its product is annotated as major facilitator superfamily domain-containing protein 1-like. The record is from RefSeq and is a predicted model, not a curated record. Lineage: Eukaryota; Metazoa; Echinodermata; Asteroidea; Forcipulatida; Asteriidae. Bases 241 to 1734 code for a protein of 497 amino acids. Gene Ontology annotation, biological process: transmembrane transport. Gene Ontology annotation, molecular function: transmembrane transporter activity. The transcript has 13 exons.